GGAUGUAAGUCCGGAUCUUUCCCUCUGUCGCAUCGCUACGUGAUUCAUCCUACCACAUCCGUUGUGCCUAUUCGAUACAAAACCAAGCCGUCCUGAUGAAAAGGCAUCGUUUUCACAUGCCUGAAUGGAUUUGUUUCCUCUAAUUCGUGAUAUCAUCAAGUUUUGACCCUAUUUUCCUUCUUGCUUUGUUCUACCAGCAUCCUCAAUUUCUAUUUUCAUCUUCCAAUCUAAAGACUUCUGUCGAUGGCCCUUGCAGACCAACCCCGUGAGACCGACCCGGAGGCGGAGACCGGCGAACCAUGGGACUUUCCUACUCUGACACCGGAAAACUUCAGCGGGAGUCCCCAAAGGCGAAAACAACCGCAGGAUCCUCUUGCUGUGCAAUUAUCCUUGGCGGAGGCGUUCAAAAAUUAUGAUCAGGUUUUACUCUUCCUGGAGCAAGAUGGGCGACUAGAGUCAAUAUUACGAAAACUCGCAUUCCAUGAGCUUUUGAGCGAUCGCCAACGGCAUGAAUUUUCCUUACCUGACCCUGACAAACGAAAUCCUGGCCGAUUUCUUCGCUUUCUUACUGCUGCUGAUGCUUCUGCCCUUCUUGCGGGCGUUGUCAUCUUGAUGGGCGCGGACCCGGUUGGCAGAUUACUUCUUCGUCUGGAUGAUCCACGUGUUCAAACUUUGCUGAAGCAGUCGAAGGGGUUUGAUAGGCCAGUAAACUCACCUAAAAGCCCUUACACCGACUUCUAUGAGAUAACACGAGUCCAACUUUUGAGAAGCCCACCACCACCCUUAAGGUUUUCUCCAGCUCCAACUCAGCCUAUGGUGUUGCGCUCUCCUCCAAGCACCCCAACACCUGCAUACUUUGCGCAACUUACCUCCCCAGAAGAGCCCCUCAGCCCUAGUUCUUUAAAGGGCGAGAUGCAUGAUAUCCCUGAAUUACCCAUUCACAAUAUUCCGGAUGAAGCUUCAGAAGAACAACAAUUCCCCUUCAGCGUCAUUCGGGACAUUGAGCUCAGUGGGGCGCGAGUGAUCCUGACUCGGACACAUACCCUCUAUCGAGAUUCUUCCAGCCGCUGCUUUGUUGCGUUCAAUAUUGUCUUCCAACCCAGACAAGAUCGUUUCCGUACUGCAGAAAUCUCGAUGACUUUUCUUCCCAUCGCUGGAAUCAAACAACAUCCUGUCAUCUUGAACAUUUUUCCCAACCCGAAUCAACGUUGGUCCACAGGCCCUUCAUGUGACCUUAUUUCGAAUGCAAGAAAGAACAUCAAUCUGAUGGUGGGAACUGCUACUCCGGUUGCCGCGAAUGUCAGCGCAAAUCUUGGUUUGGAAAAGUCGACCGAGAUUAAAUCAGCUUCGAACUCCAGCCUCACUGCAGCCGGAGUUGCUACAUCCAAACUUACGAUCUCAUUAUCGGAAAGUCGUGCUGGAGAUGGGAUAAUAUACAGCUUUGCAUUCGCCGUUGUUCUGGAUUUGAGGACUCAGAGCAAACCUGAUUUUUCCGCUAACUUGCGGAUAAAUUGGCAAUUGGGCAAUCGAAGCUGGUUCCCCCGACAUCGAUUCUCGAUUUCAGAGGAGGUUGCCUUCAGCAAGCAGACAGAGCUGGAUGGGGGCGACUCUCCUUCGAUUUCGUCAAGGCACAUGGAUGGACAUGUACUGCGUCAACUCUCGCUACAUCCUUCCUAAGAAAUAAAAGCCAUCUCGAAAUCAAGC
This is a messenger RNA of Puccinia graminis f. sp. tritici CRL 75-36-700-3, 1704 nucleotides long. RefSeq lists its product as uncharacterized. NCBI's taxonomy places the organism in Eukaryota, Fungi, Basidiomycota, Pucciniomycetes, Pucciniales, Pucciniaceae. The transcript is spliced from 9 exons. The record is from RefSeq and is a predicted model, not a curated record. The coding region runs from base 244 to 1677 and encodes 477 amino acids.